GCGCGCCGCCGACACGUCGCAUUUGUGCAGCGCGGACGGGCGGAAUGAACCGCACUACGCUGGAGGUGGAGCGCGCAGCGGCCGCGAACAUCGAGAGGAGGCGAAACCGGGAACUCCAGCGGAAAGAUCGGAUUUUUAAUGCCAAAGUGCGAACUAUCGGGCUCGAUAAAGAUGCUCUCGAUUAUCAAGUGGAAGAGAGAAAAAAUAAGGAACGGAUGGAGGCGGAGAUCCUGCAGGCCUGUGCUGCAGGGCUGGUACACAAUGACCGCCGAGCCUGUCUGCUGGAGCAGAGGCAGCGAAAGGAGCAGCGUCACCUCGAGAGUUCUAUAGUCCAGUUCCGAAAAGACUGCCAGCAGCCCCAGAGCGGGCGCGAUUUUGACUUGAACGACCCCGACCGGCUGAAGAAGCUCGACGGGAAGAUGAUGCUGCCCGGGUUACUGGGGGAGGAUCCUCAGUGCAGCGAGCGACACCUGAAGCAGCAGGAGCAGCUCCGCGAAUGGUUCCUGCAGCAGCAGUGUGAGAAGAAGGCCGCCAAGCAGCAGCAGAAACAAGCAGAACAGGAAUAUGAUCAGAACAGAAUCACGCUUGACCACAGAGCUGUGGAGCUCCAGAAGAUCGAGGAGGAACACAGGAGGGCUGUCGCUACGGCAACUAAAAACUUCAAUCAGGCCAAGGCUUCAGAGAUGGCCGAGAAGCGUGAGCAGGACCGACUGAAGGAGGAGGAAGAAAACUAUGCCGAGAUCCUCAACCAUCUGCAGGGUGCCCUGCUGAGCGAGAGUACUGCAGGAGUCCCAAAUGUGCCAGUCUGCAGCUACAAAGGCAUGAGUGCUGAGCAGCUGAAGCACAUCAGAGACUGCCAGCAGCAGCAGGUGGAAGACAAAAGGAGGGCCCAGCUUGAGCAACACCAGCAAGAGCUCCAAGAGGACACGAUGCGCAUGGCUGCAGCCCGUACUGCCCUUCUGCUGGAGCGCCAGCAGGUUCGCCUCAAUAGGCAGCUGCGUCGCACCCUGGACCGCACCAACACCCAACUGGCAGAGGCUCAGAAUGCACAGAGAAAGUACCUGGAGAAAGAAGUUUAUACCAGCAUUCCAGAUGAUUGCUACUUUACACAAUUUAACACGACAAGUCGAUAACCAGACUCCUUUGGAUCGGUGUUCCAGGUUCCACUUCCAUUAGAGAAAUAAGUUUUGCACAGCUAUAAGUUGCAUAUGUAAAAAGAAAGUCUGGAUUUGGUUAAAAAUCCAAUCCCAACAAAUGAUUAAAAUUUUGGAUGACAAAAUUAAAACUUCUUGUUCCACAUGUAGCUGCUGUCUGGCAAGUCUUACAUGGUAUUGAUUGCAGAGCACAACUGGACUGGCACCACCACAAGGGGAUGUGCUUUCCUUAGCGUUCCACCGAAAGCCUACAGACAUACCACCUUCAUCUAGUAGGAAAACCAAACUAUUUAAAUGUGUUUGGCUGCUGGGUGCUGGUUUGAAU
Molecule: messenger RNA, 1479 nt
Organism: Scleropages formosus (Asian bonytongue)
Lineage: Eukaryota; Metazoa; Chordata; Actinopteri; Osteoglossiformes; Osteoglossidae
Gene: ribc2
Product: RIB43A domain with coiled-coils 2
Exons: 7
Coding region: 45-1133 (362 amino acids)
Source: RefSeq, a predicted model, not a curated record